CCAUGCAGUAUGCUGCAGAAUCCAAAGAUGCAGAACUAGCUGAGAAGCUGCUUCAGUGGUUCCUGGAAGAAGGCAAGCAGGAGUGCUUUGCAGCCUGCCUCUUCACAUGUUAUGACUUGCUGCACCCAGACGUAGUCCUCGAGUUGGCAUGGAGGCAUAACAUCAUGGACUUUGCAAUGCCUUAUUUCAUCCAAGUGAUGAGAGAGUACCUUACCAAAGUUGAUGGGCUGUUCUAUAAGGUGACACUCUGCUUUGAAACUCUGUGUUCAUUUGUGUUCCUCAGUAUCCUAGGAUUCUGUUACAGGAAUCUAGCUGUAGCUUCUGCCAGCAGAGCAAUAUAA
Tinamus guttatus (white-throated tinamou) is the source of this 341-nucleotide messenger RNA. The record is from RefSeq and is a predicted model, not a curated record. NCBI's taxonomy places the organism in Eukaryota, Metazoa, Chordata, Aves, Tinamiformes, Tinamidae.